Mizuhopecten yessoensis (Yesso scallop) is the source of this 1041-nucleotide messenger RNA. Its product is annotated as FMRFamide receptor-like. Gene Ontology annotation, biological process: G protein-coupled receptor signaling pathway. The coding region runs from base 1 to 1041 and encodes 346 amino acids. The record is from RefSeq and is a predicted model, not a curated record. Gene Ontology annotation, molecular function: G protein-coupled receptor activity. The transcript has a single exon. Gene Ontology annotation, cellular component: plasma membrane. NCBI's taxonomy places the organism in Eukaryota, Metazoa, Mollusca, Bivalvia, Pectinida, Pectinidae.
AUGGGAAGCCAAAAUAUUAGUCUUCAAAAUCAAACAUCACACAUAUUCAAUGGAAGUGGUCCCGUCAACAAUUUUACCGACCAUGAUGACGAAAUCAUUUCUUGGAUGGACUCUUACGGUUAUGGAAUCUUCCUCUGUAUGAAUUAUUUCAUAGGGAUUGUGGGUAAUACCCUUUCGUCUGUGGUAUUGUACCAGCUAUCGAAAAUAUCUUCGUUCUACUUGUACCUCGCAAUUCUCGCCUUAUCUGACCUGUCUUUGUCAAUUUGCGGCGCGAUCACCAAUUUGCUGGAUUUCACUAAACUAGAGAGUUAUAAGAUCGACAUCAAAUGGUUGUGCUCUGCGGAAUCCGCCUUCAUAUUAAUAUUCUCGCAUCUAUCCUCCUGGGUAACGGUAGCCGUAACUUUCGAUCGCUAUGUUGCAGUCUGCCACCCCUUUAAUGCCAUCAAGUAUUGUACCAGAAGGCGUGCGCUUAUUUACAUCUGUACGGUCUUUCUUGUUAUUGUUGCUGUCAAUUUUCCGAUUAUUUGUUUCAAAUGGGAUGAAGAAGGCUCCUCAUGUGUUUUUCCAGAAUUCACCAAUGACUAUUGCUUUAAAUACAGCAUCUAUAUAGAUACGUGUAGCUACGUUCUGAUUCCUUUCUGUUUAAUAUGUGCCCUCAACACUCUUACUAUUCAGGGUAUCUACAAGGCAGCUAGCAGGAGACGCAAUCUGACUGCAAACAGUGGGAAUGUUUCAUCUUCAAUAGCCAACAUGAAGGAUUCCAACAUGAGAACAAUUACCAUGCUUUUUACAGUUACGACCUUCUUUAUCGUCACAUUUCUUCCGUUCGUCUUUGUAUCCGUGUACGGAAUGAUUUACAGCGAAAACUUGUUCACUAUGAAAGAACUGAUCCCAGUUGCCGAUACCAUCGCAUACCUGGCCACUCAGCUGAAUCAUUCUUUGAAUUUCAUUAUGUAUGGCUUAUCAGGAAAGCGUUUUCGGGAUAAGUUUUUGGAAACAUUUUGUUGUCGACGUAACGUGAGAAGAUCCCAAACCAAAUGA